Messenger RNA from Girardinichthys multiradiatus, 3327 nucleotides. It is a transcript of the gene pias2, whose product is annotated as protein inhibitor of activated STAT, 2. Lineage: Eukaryota; Metazoa; Chordata; Actinopteri; Cyprinodontiformes; Goodeidae. Gene Ontology annotation, biological process: protein sumoylation; regulation of transcription by RNA polymerase II. The record is from RefSeq and is a predicted model, not a curated record. The coding region runs from base 315 to 1856 and encodes 513 amino acids. Gene Ontology annotation, molecular function: transcription coregulator activity; SUMO ligase activity; zinc ion binding. The transcript is spliced from 14 exons.
CUGAACUGAAACAGUUGGAGGACACUAAUACGCAGGAUUUCAAUGGCAACAUCUUCAAUGCCUUUACGUUUAGCUGUAUGCUAACAGUUUUAUUUUCACAGAGGCAUCCCUUUGUGUUUAACUUGCUAAAAACGAAACGUUCAGUAAGAUUUUCUUCCUAAGUACCAAUAUCGGUACGAAUGAUUGUACUGAGUGAAAAAGAGAUGGUUCAGAAAAGAAUGGAAAGGCAGUAAUACAUUAAGAAUCAGCUCUGUGAAACAGACUUCAGCCUUUUAACAGGCGAAACACUUGUGUGGUACUUUGCCAAAACCAUCAUGAACCUUCAACAGUCUUCCCCUCUCAUCCCCCCUGUCCAUCCUGAUGUACAGAUGAAACCCCUGCCCUUCUAUGAUGUGCUGGAUGUUCUUAUUAAGCCCUCAAGUUUAGGAACAAGUACAGCACAGAGGUACCAUCAAGAAAAGUAUUUCAUUUUUGCAUUAACACCACAGCAAGUUCGAGAAGUAUGCAUAUCCAGAGACUUCCUGCCAGGUGGCAGAAGGGACUAUAUGGUUCAAAUUCAACUAAGGUUCUGCUUGGCAGAGACAAGCUGUCUUCAAGAUGAUAAUUUCCCCAACAGUCUUUGUAUAAAGGUCAAUGGCAAGCUUUUUCCUUUGCCUGGAUUUGCACCACCACCCAAAAAUGGAGUUGAACAGAAGAGAACAGGAAGACCCCUAAACAUUACCUCCCUUGUCAGACUCUCAUCCGCUGUACCGAACCAGAUUUCAGUGACAUGGGCCCCAGAAAUUGGAAAGACCUAUUCUCUUUCUGUGUACCUUGUGAGGCAACUGACUUCACCAUUGCUCCUGCAGAGACUGAGGAUGAAGGGAAUCAGAAGCCCAGAUCACUCCAGGGCACUAAUUAAGGAGAAGUUAACAGCAGAUCCGGACAGUGAAAUUGCCACAACUAGUCUUCGAGUGUCACUCCUGUGUCCGCUGGGUAAGAUGCGACUGACCGUACCAUGCAGAGCUGUGACAUGCUCUCAUCUACAGUGCUUUGAUGCUGCCCUCUACCUGCAGAUGAAUGAAAAGAAACCUUCCUGGAUCUGUCCUGUGUGUGACAAGAACGCUGCUUAUGAGAAUCUCAUCAUUGAUGGUUUGUUCUUGGAGAUCCUUAAUGACUCCUCAGAUGUUGAUGAAAUCAAGUUUCAAGAGGAUGGAACCUGGUGCCCAAUGAGACCAAAGAAAGAUGCUGCCAAGGUCUCUGUUCAUGCAGUUGGAAAAGUAGAAUCCACAACUCCUUUACAUCAGACAUUAGUGGUAUCCCAUUCUGUGGAACCCAGCUUCACCAAGAAAACAGAUGUAAUUGAUUUGACGCUAGAAAGCUCCUCCUCUUCUGAUGAUGAAGAAACAAACACAAUCCCUCCAGCUAAGAAGCAGUGCAUUUACAUCUCCAAGAAUGAGGAAAUGCAUCCAAAGGGUGUGUUGACAUACCAGCCUUCUGUGCGUAUGCCGAAUGUUACGGACCUGGAGCAGUCAUACCUUACCUCAGCACUUGCUGAGUAUGCAGUUCCUUUUCACCCAUCUACCCUGGCUUCUAUUCCUACAGAAAUGCAACGCCUGGAUUUGUUUUCUUUAAUUCCAACAGAACCUCAGCACUUCAGACCCCAAAUGUAUUUGGAAAACCUGUCAGGCAGCAUGCACAGCACUGUGGCACCCAGCACUAGCUCUGCUUUGGUCUCCUCUACCUCAAGCAGCAACUAUAAUGCCAGUGGCCACGCUGCCACCUCCAUCCAUGAUACAAGAGUCAUCACAGGAGGGGGAGGUUGCACUAGAGAAGUGACUGGAAGUAGCCUGUCGGAUAUUAUUUCACUGGACUGAACCACAUUCCUCUACACCUUUUAAUGCCUAUUUUAAAGGCUUUCAAUAGUAGUCUAAAUUUAGAUGUCAUGGUAAAUAGUGUUCAGAUUUCUAAGCUCUGUUGAACUUUUUGGCAUUCUCUAGAGCUAUUUUUCUUGGAUUGAUUAAAUAGAAAGAGAGCAAAAACUCAAGUUACAUUUUAUAAAGUCAGAUUACAACACGGUUUUGUAAGUUAUUUGAAACUUUUUAAGUUGUUAUAUUAUUCAAGGAAAGUGUACAAAAAUUCCAUCUGAGCAGUACUUAGUGGAGAGGUAUCCUGAGAAUGAAAAAGCUCUAAUCAUUUGGAAAAAAUACUCAUCAUAGACCGGCUAGAAAAAGCUAAGGGGGAGUGGACUUAAAGAAGCCUGGAUGAGAAAAAUAAGUAAAAAAUCAAUGUUUUGUGCUGAACGAACAUUGGGUAGGUUUGCUGAGGAUAAUGGUUGGAUAACAUGCAGUUCCAAUGACACAAAUAUACUUGCAGGAAGAUACAAGAGGCUCAAAAUGAGAGAAACCCUUUAAUAACACACAAUAUUGGCAUGAAGGGAGUAGAUGAGAGAUGAUCAGUAAUUUGUGGUGUAUCAGGACAACUAAAACUAACUCGUCUUGGCUACAAACAUUGAUAAUGUGUGAAUAAAAAAGAUGAGUCUUUUUUACUUUCCUGAGGUAGUGUGUUAUUCAUAGGAACAAAAUGAUGUGGUAUUUGCUUUGAAAAUUACAAGGCAUCACAGUUGUUUCAGAUCAGUGGCAAUGUAUUAUCUAUAUCUAAAUGUGUUUAGUUAACUGGAAAUUGUUACUGAAAGAGCUGCAUGUAAGAAUAUUUCAUUCACAGACGGACAAGAUAUUUUGGUCCAUUUAACCAGCCCCACUAAGAGUUAAAAAAGAUGCCAAGGGUGAAUUAUGCAUAUAAUUCUCUAGAAGGUUUUUUUGCACAACAAAUGUGUGUACUCAAAGUCUACUUACUGUAAAGCCCUUGUAUGAGGUAAUUUUGUUACACAGGUCUGGAUGAAUGAACAUAUCAAAAUUAGUUUCUCAUUGUUUGCUACUCCUUUUUAAGUGUUUUAUUUACUUUAAAAACUGCCAACAAAAUGUUUGUUAAAGCAGGAAAAUCAGAAAGAGACAGAACUGCUAAAAACUGGAGCCAUGACCAAGAAAAAAUUUAUCAGAAUUGUUUUUCCUACUUUCAGCAAUUGUUUAAUCUGACCUUGAGAGAAAAUACAUAAAAUUACUUAAUCACUGAGCCACAUUCCUCUAUGACAAUGUAACCAGACUUAAAAGUACUUCAUUUUAUUUAUCAAAAUUGUGUAGCUAUCCUAAACAAUGAUUUGUGUCUCAUUUGUCUUUGUUCCUCUGUUUAUCUGUUUUCUUGUGGAACAGUUUGUAUUUUUUUAAUAAUCAUUUUAAAAGGAAAACUUAAAAGUUUUUUAAGAUUAAAAAAAAUGUUUCAUAGAUUUAA